Molecule: messenger RNA, 327 nt
Organism: Anisakis simplex (herring worm)
Lineage: Eukaryota; Metazoa; Nematoda; Chromadorea; Rhabditida; Anisakidae
Source: the annotation of a GenBank genome assembly
AUGGCUAGUCGUAUCAAAACUCCGACUAAUGUGAAAUUAUUGACGAAUGUCGCUGUGGUGCGUAUGAAGAAAUGUGGCAAACGAUUUGAAAUAGCAUGUUACAAGAACAAGGUUGUUAAUUGGCGCAAUCGAGUUGAAAAGGAUAUUGAUGAAGUGCUCCAAACACCAACCGUUUUUACAAACGUUUCAAAGGGAUUAGUCGCAAAACGUGAAGAAUUGAAUGCAGCGUUUGGUACAGAGGAUCAGCUGGAGAUAUGCAAAAUAGUCAGAAGCACUUCAUUUAUUUUCAUUGCCUUGUUUGAAACCUGUCGCUUAUAUCGGUAUUAA